AUGCCCAAUAGGGUAUGUCUUUGUAGUCAGCUCCCAAGGGAGGCUUGGACCAGCCUAGUGUUCAAGAACGGAACUCAGCAGAAAAUGUCUCGAGUAGAGAACUUAUGGGAGCGGUUAGUAAGGGCUGCAUUAAGGAGGGAGAGAAUUGGGACUGAUGCAUUUGGUCGGCCGGUUGGUGGUAUUGCUGGAUAUGUUCCGUCUUCGCUUACAAAUAAUAGGGAUAUAGAUGCAAUUUUGAGAGCAGCGGAUGAGAUUCAAGAUGAAGAUCCAAACCAAAAGCUAGCAAAGAGGGAGGGUGGAACCAUAGAUAGAAGCCAGGAUAUUGCUCGGCUGCAAGAGUUCUACAAGCUGUAUAGAGAGAAAAAUGACGUAGACAAGCUACGAGAAGAAGAAAUGCAGCUGAGGGAGUCUGGUGCUUUCAGUGGAAACCUUGGCGUGUUGGAGCGGAAGACAGUAAAGAGGAAGAGAGUUUUUGCAACUCUGAAAGUUUUAGGAUCUGUACUUGAGCAACUAACAAGUGAAAUUCCUGAGGAGCUUAAGCGAAUGAUUGAAUCAGAUGCUGCCAUGACUGAGGACCUUAUUGCCUAUAACAUUAUUCCACUGGAUGGUCAAACUAUGACAAAUGCUAUUGUGGCUUUCCCUGAGGUACGAGCAGCAGCAACAGCUCUGAAGUAUUUUCAGGGCCUGCCACAAUUACCUGUGGAUUUUCCUAUUCCUGCUACAAGGAGUCCUGAUAUGCUUGAUUUUCUGCACUAUAUUUUUGGAUUUCAGAAAGACAAUGUUUCAAACCAACGGGAACAUGUAGUUCACCUCCUUGCAAAUGAACAAUCUCGACUUGGCAUCCCUGAUACAACUGAACCGGACUUGAUUUCAGAUUAUGUUAAGGUUUUGAACAAGUUUGUCUUCUUAGAACUUUUUUUUCCAUAUGAUGUCAUCAAAUCAAUAUUUGCCAUUCGCUCCUGGUUUUUUCAGAAAUUGGAUGAGGCUGCUGUGCAGAAGGUAUUCAUCAAGUCACUCGAUAAUUACAUUAAAUGGUGCAGCUACUUGUGCAUUCAACCAGUGUGGAGCAAUUUGGAGGCUGUAAGCAAGGAAAAGAAGUUACUCUUCCUUUCCCUGUACUUCCUAAUAUGGGGUGAAGCUGCUAAUGUCAGAUUUCUUCCAGAAUGCCUUUGCUACAUAUUUCAUCAUAUGGUAAGGGAAAUGGAUGAGAUUUUGAGGCAGCAAAUUGCUCAGCCAGCAAAUAGCUGUAAUAUUAAGGAUGAGAAUCGUGUAUCAUUCCUUGAUCAAGUUAUCACUCCUCUGUAUGAGGUUGUUGCCGCGGAAGCGGGAAACAAUGACAAUGGACGAGCACCUCACUCUGCUUGGAGAAAUUACGAUGAUUUUAAUGAGUAUUUUUGGUCACUUCAUUGCUUUGAACUCAGCUGGCCAUGGCGCAAGAAUUCAUCCUUUUUCCAGAAACCAAAACCAAGGACAAAGUAUCUGCUUAAAACUGCUGGAAGUCAGCGCAGAGGGAAAACUUCGUUUGUUGAGCACCGAACAUUUCUUCAUCUUUACCAUAGUUUCCACCGUCUGAAAGCUCUCCAGGAAGAGAGUAAACAAAAUUCAAGUUCAGUUUUGUUCAGGUUGUACGUGAUUGUUGUAGGCAUCUAUGGUGGUGUCCAGUUUUUUCUUAGUUUCUUCAUGCGUAUACCAGCUUGCCACCAUAUGACUAAUCAGUGUGAUCACUGGCCCUUUAUUCGCUUCAUAAAGUGGAUGCGCCAGGAGCGCUAUUAUGUUGGGCGUGGCAUGUAUGAAAGGACUAGUGACUUCAUUAAGUACAUGCUCUUUUGGCUGGUUGUUUUGGGUGGAAAGUUCUCAUUUGCCUAUUUCCUUCAGAUCCAGCCCUUGGUGAAACCGACUAGGGCUAUUGUGGAUAUGACUGAUAGCCUGCAAUAUUCUUGGCAUGAUCUUGUAUCUAAAAGUAAGCCUGUGGUUUUGUUCGAUGUGGCAACAUUCUGUUUAUUAGCUUAUGAAUGCAUAACUCAUGGUGAAUUCUCUGUCAUUGCAGAUAAUCAUAAUGCCUUGACAGUUGUUAGCUUAUGGGCUCCAGUGAUUGCUAUCUAUCUUUUGGAUAUCCAUGUGUUCUACACAAUUAUAUCUGCUAUUUAUGGAUUUUUGCUUGGAGCAAGAGACCGCCUUGGGGAAAUUAGAUCUUUGGAAGCUGUUCACAAACUUUUUGAGGACUUUCCUGGAGCUUUUAUGAAUAGUGUUCAUAUCCCACUCUCCAACAGGCAUGAUUUUGUUGAUUUUCUUUCCCACCCAUUAGCAAGAUAUCGUGAUCUCAAUUAUUUUCAGUUGUUUUCCUCUUCUUUUUCAUUAUGCCUGUCAUCUGAAAGCAAUCUCUUCUUUGCAGAAGUUCACGCAGCUCUUCAAACUGUUGUGGAGAAGAGAAAAAUUGAUGCUGCUAGUUUCGCGCCCUUUUGGAAUGAGAUCAUACACAAUUUAAGGGAAGAAGAUUAUAUUUUUUUGGCUAAAGAUAUGGUGGAUGGGAGUUAUUCACAAGAUGAGCUGCGGGAACGGAUUUCAAGAGAUGACUAUAUGAAGUAUGCAGUUGAGGAGGGCUACCAUGCCCUUAGAUAUAUCUUGACAGAAAUUUUGGAGGGCGAAGGAAGGAUGUGGGUAGAAAGGAUAUAUGCAGAUAUCGAAGACAGUAUUGCAAAGAGGACUAUUCAUGUUGAUUUUCGGCUAAAUAAGCUUUCACUUGUAAUUACACGAGUUAUUGGACUACUGGGAAUUCUGAAAGCUGAAAAACCAGACCUGGAAAAAGGUGCUGUUAAGGCUGUUCAAGAUCUGUAUGAUGUGGUGCGGCAUGAUGUCCUUUCUAUCGACAUGAGGGAGCACUAUGAGACAUGGAAUUUUCUGUCAAAAGCAAGAGCUGAAGGUCGUUUGUUUACAAACUUGAAGUGGCCAAGAGAUCCAGAGUUGGAUAUGCAGAGAACACAAAUCAAGAGAUUGUAUUCGCUUUUAACAAUCAAAGAUUCUGCUGCAACUAUCCCCAAAAAUAUUGAAGCCAGGAGGAGGCUAGAAUUCUUUACAAAUUCCCUUUUCAUGGAUCUGCCUGUACCAAGGCCAGUUCGUGAGAUGCUGUCCUUCAGUGUGUUCACUCCAUAUUAUUCUGAGACUGUUCUUUAUAGUUUGAAUGAACUUCAAAAGAAAAAUGAGGAUGGAAUAUCAACUUUGUUUUACCUCCAGAAAAUAUAUCCAGAUGAGUGGAAGAACUUUCUUGGUCGAAUUGGUCGGGAUGAGAACGCACCAGACACAGAGCUCUUUGAUAGCCCUAAUGACAUCCUUGAACUUCGGUUUUGGGCCUCUUACAGGGGACAAACAUUAGCCAGAACUGUCCGUGGGAUGAUGUACUAUAGGAAAGCUCUAAUGCUUCAGUCUUAUUUGGAAAGGGUGGCCUCUGGAGAUGUGGAAGCUGCAGUUUCAUAUAAUGAUUCAAAUGAUACUAAAGGCUUCGAGUUGUCUCCGGAAGCACGAGCGCUAGCUGGUUUAAAGUUUACUUAUGUGGUUACUUGUCAAAUAUAUGGAAAGCAGAAAGAGGACCAAAAACCUGAGGCUGCUGAUAUUGCGUUGCUCAUGCAAAGAAAUGAAGCACUUCGUGUUGCUUUCAUCGAUGAGGUUGAAUCUUUGAAGGAGGGUAAAGUGCAGAAAGAAUUCUAUUCAAAGCUUGUGAAAGCUGAUAUCAAUGGAAAAGAUAAGGAAAUCUACUCUGUAAAAUUGCCUGGGAAUCCAAAACUUGGAGAAGGAAAACCUGAGAAUCAAAACCAUGCAAUUAUAUUUACUCGUGGAAAUGCAAUUCAGACAAUUGAUAUGAAUCAGGAUAAUUAUUUUGAGGAGGCCUUGAAGAUGAGAAAUCUGCUGGAAGAAUUCCAUCAAGAUCAUGGUAUUCGUCUUCCAACCAUUCUUGGUGUUAGGGAACAUGUAUUUACGGGAAGUGUCUCUUCUUUAGCCUUAUUUAUGUCAAAUCAGGAAACUAGCUUUGUAACUCUUGGUCAGCGUGUUCUGGCUAAUCCUUUAAAGGUUCGAAUGCAUUAUGGACAUCCAGAUGUUUUUGACAGAGUUUUCCACAUAACACGGGGUGGUAUUAGCAAGGCCUCUCGUGUUAUCAAUAUCAGGUUCAAUUCAACUCUACGCCAAGGAAAUAUUACCCAUCACGAGUAUAUUCAGGUUGGCAAAGGACGAGAUGUUGGUCUCAAUCAGAUAGCUGUAUUUGAAGGGAAGGUUGCUGGUGGUAAUGGUGAGCAAGUUCUUAGUAGGGAUGUCUACAGGCUUGGACAGCUUUUUGAUUUCUUUCGAAUGAUGUCAUUCUACUUUACCACUGUGGGAUACUACUUUUGUACAAUGUUGACGGUGCUGACUGUAUACGCUUUUCUUUAUGGGAAGGCAUAUUUGGCACUAUCUGGAGUAGGUGAACAAAUUCAAGUUCGAGCACGGGUAAUGGACAACACGGCCCUGAGUGCCGCUAUGAAUACUCAAUUUCUCUUUCAAAUUGGUGUUUUUACUGCUGUGCCAAUGGUUUUGGGUUUCAUCUUGGAGCAGGGAUUCUUGAGGGCUGUUGUCAGUUUCAUCACAAUGCAGCUUCAGCUCUGCUCUGUCUUCUUCACAUUUUCAUUGGGCACAAAGACACAUUAUUUUGGUAGGACCAUUCUUCAUGGCGGUGCAAGGUAUCAAGCCACUGGUAGAGGAUUUGUUGUCCGCCAUAUUAGAUUUUCUGAAAACUACAGGCUUUACUCCCGCAGUCAUUUUGUCAAAGGACUAGAAGUUGUACUUUUGCUGGUUGUGUACCUUGCAUACGGCUAUAACGAAGGUGGUGCAUUAGCUUACAUUCUUCUUACAGUCAGCAGUUGGUUUAUGGCUCUAUCUUGGCUUUUUGCUCCGUAUUUGUUCAAUCCAUCUGGAUUUGAGUGGCAAAAGACAGUGGAGGACUUCAGGGAUUGGACAAAUUGGCUUUUUUACAGAGGUGGAAUUGGGGUCAAGGGACAAGAAAGCUGGGAAGCUUGGUGGGAGGAAGAACUGUAUGGUGUUGUAUACAAGCUUGAUAUUCAAGGAACUGAUACAUCAUUAUCGGUAAUACAUCUCUUAAAAAGUCUCUUGAACCAGUUUUCUUGGGACAUGUAUUUGGUUUCUGAAAUGGCUAUUUUGCCUCUUAAUGCAGUGUAUGGCUUCUCGUGGAUUGUGCUAGCUGUCCUUAUAAUUCUUUUCAAGGUGUUCACUUUCAGUCAGAAGAUCUCCGUCAAUUUCCAGCUUUUGUUGCGCUUCAUACAAGGUGCCACCUUCUUGUUGUCAUUGGCUGGUUUAGUUGUAGCAGUUGUGGUUACAGACCUGUCAGUUUCUGACAUAUUUGCGAGCAUCUUAGCCUUUAUUCCUACUAUAUGGGGAAUUUUAUCUAUUGCAUCUGCUUGGAAACCCUUGAUGAAACGGAUGGGAUUAUGGAAAUCCAUCCGUUCAAUUGCCCGUCUAUAUGAUGCUGGAAUGGGGAUGCUUAUCUUCAUCCCAGUUGCACUCUUUUCUUGGUUUCCUUUUGUGUCAACCUUCCAAACUCGGCUCAUGUUCAACCAGGCCUUCAGUCGAGGAUUGGAAAUCUCUCUCAUUCUCGCCGUCAGCCAGGUAAUUAGUGGGCUUGGGCCUUAUCCUGAUUGCAAGCAUGAAGGCAGUAUCGAAGGGACACUUGAUCCUAGAUAUGAUUUACAAGUUCAUUUGGAAGGACCGGAGGAAGAUUCCAUCCUUCGUUCUACUUCUAUCCUAUCAUGCAAACUCUUGUGUUGUGAACUGAAGAUGUUCACAUCAGCCACCACCGUCGAUCAUGAAUCAGCAGCCACAGCAAUUGAUGAGUCAUCCACUGCCGAUUCAGACGCCUCAGAUUUCUAUUCAGUCACAGAUGUUGAGUCACAGUCAAGCCAUGAAUCAACAACAGGCGUUGAUGAUGAUGAAUCAGAGACCUUUCAAGCAGUUUCAAAAUCAGCAGCAAAAUCCUUUGAACCAAGAAGCAGCAACAACAGCAACUGGAAGGGUAAAAAUGUCAGCAACAAAAGAAUGGAAAUUCCCAAUAAUAACCUUGCUUUAUCCGGUGGUGUUGGCGGCGGAGGUGGAGGGUACAAGCCACCGAGUUUGAAUGAAUUGCAAACCCAAAACAGAAUGAAAGCUCGGAAAUAUUAUCAUCCGAAGAAGAAAUUUAAUAACCGGUUUGCGCCUUAUGCGCCGCGGAAUACUACGUCGUUUAUUAUCCGGGCAAAAAAAUCUGGUGGGAUUGCUUCUUUGGUUUCGCCGUGUCCGGUGACUCCGGCAGUGUUGCCGACUCCGAUAUUUUCACCUUCAAGGGAGGUGUUAGGUGAUAUGGCGAAGGAGGAGUGGGGUGUUGAUGGUUAUGGAUCGAUGAAGGGUUUGAUUAGGUUGAGGUCACCGGGAAAUGAAGCCAAUGAGGACGAGGAAGACGAGGAGGGAAAUGGGUCGAGUGAGAGUGAUGUGGAGGAGCAUGUGGAAGUGGAGAGGAGACUGGAUCAUGAUUUGAGUAGGUUUGAGAUGAUUUACCCGAGUGCAGGUGGUGGGGAGUAUAUUCAUAAUAAUGUUUUGGAGAAUAGGGUUGAUGAUCAGGACACGCAUAUAGCCCAAUUGGAAGAAGAGAAUUUGACUUUGAAAGAGAGGUUGUUUUUGAUGGAGAGGGAGUUGGGGGAUUUGAGGAGGAGGCUGCAGUUUUUGGAGAGGCAGCAGCCUCAUCAUGGUCAAAGUAGCAGUGCUAUGGUUGUGGAAGAUGUUAAUGAGGAGGUUGUGGAGAACGUUUCUGAGAAUGAGAGUGAUGGAGGAUCGGAUAUUGGUGGGAAUACUGGAGGUGAUGGCAAUGAGGAGGUGAUGGAGUAUGUUGGUGGAAAUGAACUGAGUAGGAAUAUUGGCGGUCGUGUUAAGGAGCAGACUAAAGAUGUUUGUAUGGAAGAGAAUGUACCUGAUGACCAAGUUAUUGUAAAACAUGAGGUUAAGGAUGAGAAGGCAGGUGGUGGAUUUGUAGCAAGUGAUGAAGUGAUGGUUAAGGAAAGCGAAGUUAAGGACGUAGAAAAAGAAGACAGGUUUGUAGCUACUGAUGCGGAAACAUUGAAGGUUGAAGCAAAGGAUGAAGAAAGGGAAACUGAAGUUUUAGCAGACAGGCUGGUUGCAAAGGAGGAGCAGCAGCCUGUACGGAGAGUCGAUUCUGACUUUUUGCUGGCCACACGGACUGGCUACCAAUCCACUGCAUGUCCAUUCUCAGUUGCGUAA
Messenger RNA from Dovyalis caffra, 7287 nucleotides. The record is from the annotation of a GenBank genome assembly. Lineage: Eukaryota; Viridiplantae; Streptophyta; Magnoliopsida; Malpighiales; Salicaceae.